Molecule: messenger RNA, 3446 nt
Organism: Chlamydomonas reinhardtii
Lineage: Eukaryota; Viridiplantae; Chlorophyta; Chlorophyceae; Chlamydomonadales; Chlamydomonadaceae
Exons: 3
Coding region: 382-1899 (505 amino acids)
Source: RefSeq, a predicted model, not a curated record
CAAGCAGUGCACCGCUUCUUGUCCUAGAGACGGCCGUUGCAAGGGCGCCACUACAUCUGGAAUCGCCGAGCACGUUAACGCGGGCACGCCCCAUCACAGCUUUAAACAACCUAAGAUUAAGGCUAUCGACUACAUAGCUUUUAGGAUAGUUCAUCUCACAGCGACCUACUACGAGUGUCAACUGGUCGAUACACAAGACUUGGGAGCACCGACGCAUGCCAGUGUCGCUACUAUAACGGCUUGGAGGACUCGGUCAAAGGCGGCUACUCCUGCCAGGCUUGCCUGAGGCGAACCUCGCUUCGGAGUCGAAAUUCGUCGCUGCGCUACCUCGCGCACCAACUUCUGGGGCGCCUUGGCACUGUCAGCUACCAGAGGUACAGCAUGAAGCGGCAAAGGCAGACAGGGCCAAGCUCCGAAGUCCACGUCGGCGGGCCACACGUGCCGACUGACACGGAACCGUCCGAGGCCUCCCCGAUGAAGAGGUCCUCGCGCAUUGCCGCGCGUCGCCUUGCGGCGGCCGAGGCGGCCGACGCGGACUCUGGUAGCGGCAGCAGCACGCCAACCGCCAUGCAGCGCCGCCACAACGCCACAGUGCGUGCGGCCCCCAGCACCCCAACCGCGGAGGGCCGCGCCUCGGGCUCCCCACAGCCCGGGGCUCGGUCCACAGCUUUCCAGGGCGCUUGCUGGGACCCAUCGGCACUACCACCUGCACUGCUACCGCUGCCAUAUGGAACCAUCUCACAACCGCAACAUCAGCUGCAACAGCAGCAACAGCAGCAGCAGGCGUCCAUCCCUUCCCAGCCGUGGCGCCAACAACAGGACUCUAGCGACAUGCUGGCGCCGCUACAGCAGCUGCCGCCGUCUACAGAAGUCGCAGCUCCUGUUGGAGUGGGCAGCAACGUCGGCAGCAGCACAUUGCCAGGAUGGCUGGCGCAGACACCGCCAGGCGCUUCCGCCGCACCAUACCUGCCAAGUUGGGGCAGCUCUGGAAACCCUGAGCGCGCCGGCAUGAGUGGAACUGGCGGUGGCAGCGGGCUGGGUGAGCAGCCUUGGAGCUGCCAGACGGAUUCAGCGCAGAACUUCAGCGAGGCUCUACAGCCGCCGCUGCUUCCGUUCAAGCGGCUGUCGUUGUGUGGCUCUCCCCAGGUGCCAACAAAACAGCUGCAACAGCGGGGCCAGCAGCACGUAGGAGCAACAGCAGAAGGCAGCACGGCGUGGGGCCGCCUGAACGGCGGGGGAUGGGAGGCGGGGCCGAGCGCGCCCCCAGCAUCACAGACCCUUCAGGGCUGGCCGCAACAACAUCCGCAGCUGAUGCAGUCGCAGCCGCAAUCACAGUUGCAGCCGCAGCACCCGAUGCGCCCCCGGGGCACAGGCCAGUUGCAGCUGUGCGACAGCGGCACCAGCUCCGGCUUCAGCUGCGGUGGCAGGAGUGACAUGGGCAUGUGCACGGAGGCAGGCUCGGGCUACAACCGCAGCAGCCGCAGCGACAGCAGCGGCAGUGACCGGAACUUCUUUGUGUGCGGCAGCGGCAACAAGCCUGCUGCUGGGCAAGACGCAGCUAAACACGGACUCAGCUACCCAGGCCUAGCCGAUAGCCAAGGGUGCAACAGCAACGGCAAUGCUCAGACACUGUUUUCAUGGCCAGAGCGCGCCUCCAAUGAUGUCGGUUUGCGCAGUUCGCUGCUGCAGCCGCUCACACCUGCGCGCGACAACGCCGGCCGCUUCGGUGGUGUUGACAACUUCCGGGGCCAAGGCGGCGGCAUGGAGGAGGAGGACGAGAUUGCCCUGAUGCACCGCGCGCACGAUGCCUUCGUGUGUGACGGUGGGGCCGAGGGCGGUGCGUUUCUGGCCGCGCUGCUGGUAGUGAGUGAGCGGAGGGGCGGCGUGGAGCGGCUCUGAAGAUGCACAACGCUGACUGGCGAUCUGCCGAUGAUGCGCACGCUAGCUGGGCCACUCCUGCUGCGCGUUGGGCCUCGGUGCCCCUGGCUGGGGCUGGGGCUGGGACGACUGCAGCUGCCAGAUGUACAAGGUAGAUUGACAAAUGUUAUGCAUGCGCUGGAUGGCGGGCCGGCAGGGUGGCUCCACACGCACUCAAACACGUGUACAUACGGUACUGCGGCAAGCAAGUUGCAAUUGUUGCAAUGGCCCUCGCGGGUGCGCACAGGGCGACACUUAGGGCCCGUAACAGGCGUCUUACUUGUGCAUGCAUGCGCCGCUUGAGUAAGUAAACAAUGCGGUGUCUGGCAGGUGCUUGCUUGUAUGAUAAGGGGUUUGGCCUCGCAAUGAAGUUUUGUUGGGCUAAGAGUCAUGAUGCUGCUCUGCUCUGCACGGCACCGCGCACAGCGGCGGCAAGUUUUUCCCCUGGACGCAUGGCAGGUACGAACCGACCCCGGCUAUGUCCGGGAGAUGAGUUAGACGCUUGCGGCCUCAGACUAGAGAGUGGCGUGGGCUCAGCCCAUUUUUCCCUUGCGAGGAAAAACCACAUAAUGGUGUCCCGGGGAACGAGGGCACGAUGUCUGUGUGGGCGUGGUCAAGCAAGGGCGCGCGUGGUUACCUCGCAUGGUGUGGCGGUGAGCAAGGGAUGUACUGAACUCAUUCCAAUCCCACCCCCCGUACACGUUCCUGUACACGUGUUUGCAAAGUCUGGCUAGGACGGGAUUCAUGACGGAUUAGUUCGCAGUGCGCACCCCACGUGCGCCCGUGUGACCGAUGAAUAUUGUACCGGAUGCCACGGACGCAUGUGUACCGUAUGCAGACUCGCACAUGCGUUUCAUGCUGUUGAAUACGAGCGGGCGCCUCAGCACAGUUGGUUAGAUGCGUCCAAACGGGCGUGUGGAGCGUGCCAGGCAAUGUUCUUGGCAUUAAUAUUCAUCUAGAUCAGUGUGCGCAUUGAGCAAUUCAAUGAGUGUCGUAGAGUGGACUGGUUGGGGUCGUGUCGCCGGAAAGGCACGCAACAGUACAUGGCAGCUAGUCUGCUUAUCAUGAAGACACACUUAACGAGCAAGUAUGCGCACAGGAGGCAUGAAGGAUGGGGACAUGAGAGUUGAGCCUGGUUGAGCAGCGGCAGGAACCUUGAGGUAUCAGGGCGUGGGCCUGCGGGCAUGCGCAAAUAGUCACGGCAGUCCACGCUAGAUGGAGCUUCGUGUCCGCGGGAGCGUCAUGAGUGGCAAAAGGUAUAAACUGUGACCUCCAGAUUCUCGCAAGCAGUCAGGUUAUGCCCAGGAACGGCGCUCCCAAGGUCGCUCCCGUCCGGAAGUUUGCCUUGGGGCCGCUUCUCACUUUUUUCUCUCUUGACAUUGAGCCAAGCAGCUAAGGCAGGCCAAUUUGAUUGUGUUGCCGAUGGCACUACAAAAGUAGGAAAACGGCAAGAAACGGGCACUCGGCAAGAUGGACGGGGGCGAUAAAAUGCGGAACCGGUCGAAUCCUGCGUGCCAAAUCACUCCGGA